Messenger RNA from Thrips palmi, 658 nucleotides. RefSeq names its product collagen alpha-3(V) chain-like. NCBI's taxonomy places the organism in Eukaryota, Metazoa, Arthropoda, Insecta, Thysanoptera, Thripidae. The transcript has 2 exons. The record is from RefSeq and is a predicted model, not a curated record. The coding region runs from base 293 to 658 and encodes 121 amino acids.
AGCGGCGCCUCACACUGCCGGGCCGAGGCCGAGCCAGGCCGACGGGCCGACAGGCCGACGGGACGGGAAUGCUGGUCCUCGUCGUCGAGACCGUGCCGGAGCCAGCGUGGCGGCCACAGUGACGCGGACGCGCGGCGCACUGCGUGCUGGAAAGGACCGAGAGACGCGGUGCAGCGGGCGACGACCGCGACGACGCGCGUGAUCGGCGUGCAGGCAUGCGUGCGGGCGGGCGUGCUCGAGUCCGCGCCCUGACCCCGAGCGAGGCCCGGAAGGCCCAGAGCCGGCAGGCCGGAUGUGUUUUGCAGUGCAGACUCCGUCAUCGCCGACCUCGCGGACCACGCGCACCAGGCGGAUCGGAAUCAGCCAAGUGCCGCAGGGACUGCAGGGACUGCAGGGACCCACGAGACCCAAGGGACGGGGGUCCCUGCUCCAGCCGAUAGCCGCGGGGGUGGCCGUCGACACCACGGCGCCGUCGGCGAGUCCUCGAGCUAGUCCGCGCGGCAGGACGGGCUCGGGGCCCCCGGGGCCGCCGUCCAGGCCCACCCCGUGCACGGCGUGCACCAUGGGUGUCCGCCGGCGGAGCAGCUCCGAGACGGCGCCACGAUACUCAGGUACAACAGCUGUGGGGCCUGCGGGGAACCGCCUAGCGACAUGGUAA